CUGUAGUGGCCUGUAGUAAACCAGGUUCCAAUCCUGGUCAGAGUAAUGUGCCAAAUCACAUUGUUACGGUGAAAGAAUUUUUUGUCUGAAUGACAAUAUUUUAAUAAUACAAAAAUUACGAGCAUUUAAUGAGAAAUAGUAAAAUUAAUCAUAAGCUCUUAUACAUUAACUUAUGCAUAUAAAUUAUAAAAUUUUCAUCGUUCAAAUAACCAUGCCGAAUAUUUUAGUAUUGCUCAAUCAUUGCGAUUCGAUGUGGUGCAAUGCAUAAAUGAAAUGGAUUAAGACCACUAAGGAAUUUGCCACGAAUAAACAGCAUGUUAAUAAAUAGUCAGCAGAUUCCUGAAUACUAAAGCUAUAAAUUGAAGAUGCAAUCACGACCUCCCGCUCGUAAUAAUUUGACAGUCAAACUGGAGUGAAAAUUUAAUUCAACAUGAACAUGAGACUUUAUUCGUGUAUAUUAUUUUGUGCAUUGCCAUAUCUAACAUCUGGAGGUGCUCUGAGAACUAAUAAUGCUCUUACAUGCAUUGAACUAUGCACUGGUUGCGAUGGAAUAGCCACAUUUGAAAACGGAUACUGUGAAUGUCAAAUCGAUAAUGAUAAUAAGAAAGGAACUGAGUGCGUUAACAGAAUGAGGAGACAGGGAGGAGAACUAGGAAUGGAUUUGGUUUCUUGUGAUGAAUUGGGUGGUGACCGUCGUGCACGCUGUUUACUUGCUUCACGAAGACGUUUUGGUGCUGCCGAUGCAGAUCUUGUGGCUAAAUACUUUAUGAAUGGUGGAGCUUUGUCUGCGCUGUCACCCUUUGCACUAGGAAGCAAUUCUUUGAUCGGUGCUAGUAAUGCUGCAGAAGGUAGUUACAAUCAAAUAGGUACAAAUAAUAAUUUGAUGAGUGCACCUGAAAAAGCAAAAUCUUCACUUCAAAAUUCAAAUCAUGGACAAGAAUCAGUCGUGGGAUCACAAUCCAGUAAAUCAUCAGGAAUGUCUCCUAUAGUGUCUCAAACUCAUCAAUCUGCUUUGCCUGGAAUGCCUCUUCAGUCAGUAGCAAUGAAUAAUCCUUCGGUAGCAACUUCAAACAUGCAGUUUGGAAAUGCACUUCAGCACAUGAUAGGUGCAGCAAACCCUUGGUCAGGUCCAAUGAUACAAAAUGCUUUGGGCAACCCUCUUGCAAACUCCUUGGGCAAUCCUAUGGGCAUGUUAGGACAAUUAGCAAAUCCAAAUGCUCUUAUAGAAGCUGGUGCUGCAAUGCUUAAUCCACACAAUCUACAGGCUAUGUCUAAUAUGCUACUAGGACUGGGUAACGUUCCAGGAUCAGGUAUGAUGGGCACAGCGAAUCCUAUGGCAGCUUCGGGUCAUUCGCUAGGUCAGCAGAUGGUUGGUGCUACUCAUGAGGAUCCUAAUCAAACAAAUAUGGUUGGAUCUGUUCAACAAAAUAUGGUUGGUAAUGCACCAUUGGGAGCAACGUGUCUGGGAUCAUCUCAUCCACAUGGAUCUGAUAGUAUGCUUGGUGCAUCUAAUGCAAACCAACAAUUGGAUGUAGGAGAAUUGCAUCAAAUGCAGGGACAUUCCUUCAUGCAAAAUCCACAAUUGGGCGCUGCUAUUCCGUCGUAUGCAUUUAACGCACCUCAGUUUAAUAGUGGAAAUCCACAAUUAGGUGCUGGUAUUCCUUCGUAUGCAUUUAGCGCACCUGAUUUUGAUAGUGGAAAUCUACAAUUUGGUACUGGUAUUCCUUCGUUUGCAUCUAAUAUACCUCAGUUUAGAGUUGGAAAUUCACAAUUGGGAUUCCCAAAUUUCCAAAAUCAACCAAUGCCUGGGUACAAUUCUCAGUAUAAUUCUUUCGUCGGAGCAUCAUCAGGGGGAUCUUCUUGUGCAGAUCAGAGUUCAAUUGUUGGACAAUCAAAUCAAAAUAGCUCUCUCAACAAAUCUCAAGAAUCUGAACCACCUAUAGUGGCAAAAUCAAAUUCAGAUGAUAAUAAUGAUCCUGAAACUUUAGAGAAAUCUAAAAACCCGGAAAAGAAGCUCAAAAAGUCGUUAAAGGAUUCGAAAUUGGGUGCUGCCCUUUCAAAGAAAUUAAAGGAUAUAGUAUCAGCUCCAAAUCCAAAUUCCUCAAAGAAGUCAAAUGCUGAUAAAGAAACUGAUUCAACAUGCAAUUCUGAGAUAAGAGAAAGUUCAUGAAGUGAUACUCCAACUAAUACAAAAUAAUAUUUCAAUAUGUAAAUCUAUACAAUUGUAACUGUAAUUUAUUUAUUUAUAUGAUAUGUCAUAUGUAAAAUAUGAGAAAAUGCAUGGACUUUAUUCAUAUGUAAUAUCAUAAAUUAUUAAAUAUAUAUUAACAGUGUUAAA
This is a messenger RNA of Cephus cinctus (wheat stem sawfly), 2338 nucleotides long. RefSeq lists its product as uncharacterized. Bases 431 to 2170 code for a protein of 579 amino acids. The transcript is spliced from 5 exons. The record is from RefSeq and is a predicted model, not a curated record. NCBI's taxonomy places the organism in Eukaryota, Metazoa, Arthropoda, Insecta, Hymenoptera, Cephidae.